GCUGUCUUGAGCGAUAGGUCGCCAGGUAUGUUUUCAUGUGAGGAUUCCGGGGCCUUCACUGCGGCGGAUAUGGAUUCCUACGCUUAGCAAAUUGGGCUGAAAACAUAGAGUUUGCGAGAUAAAAGCAACCGAAAAUGUUUGGGCGGUCAAGAAGCUGGGUCGGAGGACAGGGGAAGUCUAAAAACAUUCAUUCUUUGGACCAUUUGAAGUAUAUGUACCAUGUCCUAACAAAGAACACAACAGUGACUGAUCACAACAGAAAUCUUCUCGUGGAAACUAUUCGCUCCAUUACUGAGAUUCUCAUCUGGGGUGAUCAGAAUGACAGCUCAGUGUUUGACUUCUUUUUGGAGAAGAAUAUGUUUGCAUUUUUCCUCAAUAUAUUACGACAGAAAUCUGGACGCUAUGUUUGUGUCCAGCUUCUGCAAACGCUCAACAUUCUUUUCGAGAACAUCAGUCAUGAGACCUCUCUGUAUUACUUGCUGUCUAAUAAUCAUGUUAAUUCCAUUAUUGUGCAUAAAUUUGACUUCUCCGAUGAAGAAAUUAUGGCGUACUAUAUCUCAUUUUUGAAGACUUUGUCUUUGAAGCUGAACAACCACACCGUUCACUUUUUUUACAAUGAGCACACUAAUGAUUUUGCCCUGUACACGGAGGCCAUUAAGUUUUUCAACCACCCAGAGAGCAUGGUCAGGAUCGCGGUCAGGACUAUCACACUCAAUGUGUACAAAGUCUCAUUGGACAACCAGCACAUGCUACACUACAUCCGGGAUAAAACAGCUGUGCCGUACUUCUCCAAUUUGGUCUGGUUCAUCGGUAGCCACGUCAUCGAGCUGGACAAAUGUGUGCAGACUGAUGAAGAGCAUAAAAACAGAGGAAAACUCAGUGAUCUGGUAGCCGAGCACCUUGACCAUCUUCACUAUCUGAAUGACAUUCUCACCAUCAAUUGUGAGUUUCUUAAUGAUGUGCUGACUGACCACCUCCUCAACCGCCUCUUCCUGCCCCUCUAUGUGUAUUCACUGGUCACCCAAGAACAGACUGAAGACCGCAAAAUCAACCCUCAGGUGUCACUCUACCUGCUGUCACAGGUGUUCCUGAUCAUCCACUACCAGCCACUGGUUCACUCUCUGGCUGAUGUUAUCCUGAACGGAGACCUCUCGGUGUUCACCUUACAGACUGAGCAGAGUGCUCACAAGAGUUCAAGCAAUGCUGGUGUUCGCCGCUUCACCAAGCCACUAGAGAGCCUGGAGCGUUCCCUGGAGAUGAGUCGUCAGCGCGGGAGGAAGAGGGCGCAGAAAAGACCCAACUACAAGAACGUGGGAGAGGAAGAAGAGGAGAAGCGGGGAUCGGAUGAAGGGCCAGAAGAAGAGAAGGAAAAGGCUAAAGGUACAGAGGCUAGUUCAAAGGCCAGCAGGACAAGUGGGGACAAGGAAGAAAUUGAGAUGGUAGUGAUGGAAAAAUGUCGGAUCUCUGACGUUUCCACAUUAACAGAACAAAACAUUACAGACGAGGAGAAGAGCGCAGCUGCAGCAGCACGAUCUGAAGGACAGAAGAGCAGGCCCUUCCUGGACAUGUUGUAUUCUGCAUUGGACUGCGACACAGAGGAUUACCAGGCACUGUUUGUGCUUUGCCUCCUGUAUGCCAUGUCUCACAGUAAAGGUAUAAACCCAGAGCUCUUGGAAAGAAUCCAGCUACCUGUGCCGAGUCAAGAGAGGAACACUUACAGUCAGGUGCUGGUGGAGAGAGUGAUCCGAAUCAUGAGCCAAGCUGCUCAACCAGAUGGGAAGGUGCGUCUUGCCACCCUGGAGUUAAGCUGUCUGCUUUUGAAACAGUCAGUGCUGUCUGGCUCUCAGUGCAUUAUAAAAGAUAUCCAUCUGGCCUGUUUGGAGGGAGCCCGAGAAGAGAGUCUUCACCUUCUGAGGCAAUUUUACAAGGGGGAGGAGAUCUUCCUGGAUAUGUUUGAGGAUGAGUACAGGAGUAUGAUGAGUAAGCCUCUAAACGUGGAGUAUCUUAUGAUGGAUGCGUCCAUUUUGCUUCCUCCCACUGGCACACCCCUUACCGGCAUUGACUUUGUGAAGCGGUUGCCCUGUGGAGAUGUGGAGAGGACACGCAGGGCUAUCCGUGUUUUCUUCAUGCUGCGAUCGCUGUCCUUACAGCUACAGGGUGAACCAGAAACUCAGCUUCCUCUCACACGACCGGAGGAUCUCAUCAAGACUGAUGACGUGCUUGACCUCAACAACAGUGAUCUUAUCGCUUGCAUGGUGGUGAGCAAAGAUGGGGUUCAAGCUCAGCGCUUUCUGGCUGUAGACGUGUACCAGAUGAGUCUCGUGGAACCGGAUUCAAAGCGUCUUGGCUGGGGUGUUGUCAAGUUUGCCGGCCUUCUGCAGGACAUGCAGGUUUCAGGAGUGGAAGACGACAGCAGGGCUCUGAAUAUAAUCAUUCACAAGCCCACAUCUAACCCUCACGCCAAGCCCAUGCCCAUCCUGCAGGCUAACUUCAUCUUUGCAGACCAUAUUCGCUGCAUCAUCGCCAAACAGCGACUUGCCAAGGGCCGCAUCCAGGCCAGGCGCAUGAAAAUGCAGCGGAUAGCAGCUCUAUUGGAUCUUCCUGUUCAGCCUUCCACAGAGGUGCUGGGCUUCAGCCAACCGUCUGUUACUUCAUCUUUGCCUUUCCGUUUCUAUGAUCAGUCCAGACGUGGGCCAGCUUUCGCCUCUGUCGAUAAAGUUCCAGGUUUUGCAGUUGCUCACAUUGCCCAGCACAACUCCACCUCAUCCUCUUCAUCUGUUUCACCUUCCUCUAGUGGUCCACCCGACUCCUGUGACUCGCUCACAGCCAGCAACACAUCCACACAGAGUCAAACAGGACUCGCUCUAGCGCCGAGCCUCACCCCUGCACCACAACCCACCAUCUCCCUCCUAUCUGACAAUGAUGCCGAAACCCUGAGUGUGGAGUCGCUGACCCUGCUGCCCCCCGCCGACCCGCCUCGUCUGCGUUCCUUCAGCACCCAAUCCUCCAUCCAGGAUGAGGACGAGGUAGCCAACACCAGCCGACCCGAAGAUGACUGCACAGGGGUAAGGGACGCACAGUCUCAAGACAUUUCAAUCAUACCAGAAGAAGAUGAAUCGUCUCCUGAGUCCGGGCCUUUGCUUGCUGGAGAAACUGAGGAUUUGAUGCAGGCUCAGAGGGAGGAACCCGUGACUCAGCCUGAGGCAGACUCUAUGGGCGUCCUGGCCAACCAAGAGGACAACCCAGACCUGGAGGAAGAGACGGCGAUAGACUGAUGUCUCUUGGUACUAAAAUUGAAAUGUUCUGAUGAAUUUGGGGCUAGAUUACUAAAGCAAGAAAUGCAUGUUGUGUUGUGUAGUCAAUUGAGCACGAACGAUUCAGCAUAUGCCUUCAGCUUUAGUGGUUCAGUCCCUCAGUUGAAUCUGUAUCAUUAGGGAGGGUACCAUUAAUUCUCUUGAAAUCAAGAUCAGAGCAAAAUGGCGCUGACAGAACAAUGAUGUUAUUGUUGGUCACAAGUUUUGCUUAAAGCACAGUCUUUGCUUUAUUCGGUCUGUUCUGGUGCUGAGUGUUGUGAUUGUUUGAGUGUGUGUGUGUGUGUGUGUGAGAGAGUAUGGUUUUUAUAAGACUGAGCAGCCUGAGAAGAAAGGGUGUGUUUGUAUAAUAAUAAAUAUCUGAGUGGGUUAGUGGGAAAAUACCUGCUUGAUUUUACCAGUCUUAACACUGAGGAAUGUACCAAAAGACUUCUGGGUCUGUCCAGCGGUGCUCUUUUCCGAAGGUAUAUUUCAUUUUGGCUGAACAUUGAUUUGCACUUCAAAGGUGGGUUUACAAACAAAAAAGCCCCUCGGUCUUUGGAGAUUGUAAGAAGCAGGAAUGUGUAUAAAACAACCUAUUUUAAUUCCAGAUCAUUCAACCUAUGAACUCUUGCUCGCUUUUGGCAGGUAUUGGAUCGUUCCAUCCAACCAUGCUCCACUAAAUCGGACUUUAAAAACUAAAAUGCUGACUAACGUGCAUCAGUCACAUUUUUAAAGUGAUCUUUUCAUCAGGUGAGCGCACCUGAUGUCAUCGAAUUCAUUCCUGAGAGUUUAUGUCACUGCCGUACCUUUCACAUGUUGGUUUUCUUUCCUUAACCUCCUGGAAUCUGCAGGCACCAGGUGAAUAGACCUAUUUUGUCCAUGCAGUUGAGCUUUUAGUACUUAAAAGUGGCCUCUUUACCACUUUUCCUGUGUUUUAAUGUUCGUUAACACUUAAUAUUCUAGAGGUCAUUAAGAGCUUGUGCUGGACACACUUAAUCAAAGCUGGGUGUGAUGUGUUUGUGGUUUGUUUCGUUUGACUUUGGUGUGUUAUAAGAGUAAUUCAAGACUCAUUUAUUUCACUUACAGACUGUCGUCACUAAUGGACUGAAGUUGAAAAUAUGUUUUCAGUUUCUAGACAGCUGCACAUAGAAAGGAUCCACACGCUGGCACUGAUGCAAAAAUGUGGUAACUGUGACUGAGCGCUUAUUUCCAAAACAAAAAAACAACUGGACUCAGAUUGAAGCUUUAUUGGCAGAGUUUGUCAAAUAUAUUAGAAGCAAUACACAUAAUUCUGCAUAUAUCAGUAUUUCCAGGUUCAAUUCAAUGUCAAAAAGAGGCGCAAGGGGGGUAUAAAUUUGUACACAGUGUAAAGAUUUGUUUUGAUCUAAUCUUAAUCUAAUUAAUUUACCAACUGGAGCUAUCGAAGUCAUGCAAUAAAUUAUUCUGAUGUA
Molecule: messenger RNA, 4744 nt
Organism: Danio rerio (zebrafish)
Lineage: Eukaryota; Metazoa; Chordata; Actinopteri; Cypriniformes; Danionidae
Source: RefSeq, a predicted model, not a curated record